UUUAUUUGCUGCCUCCCCCUUUUUUUCUCCCCACCCAAGUACACAUUUCCAGAAGAAAUUCCUGAGUUCAGAGAGAGAGAGAAAAAGAGAGAAGAACGCGUCUACAUUCAUGUGUUUAUUCUAAUGAUAACGAUGUCUGUGGAGGGGAGGCUGGGGGCCAGGCUGGUGCCCUGCUGUGUGUGGCUGGGGCUGCUGUGUCUCCUGUCCACCCUGCCCUGUUCCUGGUCCCAGGACCCCCUUAACGUUGGGGACCCCGUGGAUGCAGAUCAGGGUGCCUUCCAACCACAGAGUGCACUGUCUGACAUGGAGUUCUCUUCCAUUGCCUCCUACCGCGGCCCCGGCAACAAUGACUCACGUGGCAACAAGGACCUGCCCAUCCUGUUGUGGUGGAGUGGAGGACUCUUCCCUCAUUUCCCCGGAGACACAGAACGCAUCGACUGUCACACCUCCUCUUGUCUGGUCACACGCAAUAGGAAGGUUCAACUGUACCGACGUACCUCCUCCAUCAUCUUCUAUGGGACAGACUUCAGGGCCUACGAGGCUCCUCUUCCCAGACCCUCUCACCAGACCUGGGCCUUAUUCCACGAGGAGUCCCCCAUGAACAACUACGUCCUGUCCCACAGCCCAGGCAUCAGGCUGUUUAACUACACCGCCACCUUCAGGAGAGGCUCAGACUACCCUCUGACCCUGCAGUGGCUGCCCUCCCUGGGAUACCUGCUCCAGCCUGUAGCCGUGUCUCUGGAGCAGAAGAACCACUGGAGGAGAGAGGGUCUGGCCCCCAUCAUGUACAUGCAGUCACACUGUGACGUCCCCUCUGACAGGGACAGAUACGUACAGAAACUCAUGAAGUACAUAGAGGUGGACUCGUAUGGGAAAUGUCUGAACAGUAAGCCCCUCCCUCAGUACCUGGAGGACACAAGUACGGCCACAGGGGAGGACGCCGGCUUUAUGAGCUUCACGGCACGCUACAAGUUCCACCUGGCCCUGGAGAACGGCCUGUGUCAGGACUACAUGACUGAGAAGCUAUGGCGCCCUCUCCACCAGGGCUGUGUACCAGUCUACCGCGGCUCCUCAUCAGUAGCUGACUGGAUGCCCAACGACCUCUCUGUCAUCCUUAUUGAUGACUUCCCAUCACCUCAGGACCUAGCCAAGUUCCUCAAGGCGUUGGAUGAGAACGAUGAAGAGUAUGCUAAGUAUUUACAGUUUAAGAAGCCGAGCCACGUUACCAACGUUGGCCUGUUGGAGGCACUGGAGAGCAGGGAGUGGGGUGUGAACGACAUGAGCAAACCCAACUACCUCAACGGCUUUGAGUGCUAUGUCUGUGACCAGGAGAAUACCAGACUGGCAGCUGAACGGGCUUAUAGGAAAGCCCCAGAGAAGAGCCCGCCCCCCCAGCCUAAGAUGGCCAAUAAUUCUCAUAUGGGAUGUCCUCUACCCAGCCCAGGGUUUGGAGACCGUCAGGAUCUACACAUCAAUGACAGCUGGGUCCAGAUGUGGCCGCAGGACUACUGGCAGAGCUUAGAUCAGGCUGAAGGAUUGGAGUCUCUCAUCAGACAUAACGAGUCAGACCCUGCACUGCUCUGGCAUCACAUCCAGGAGUUGGCUAUGAGGAGGGCCAGAGGACAGGCAUAACUAGUCGAACCCUACACUGCUGAGGAACCACAUACAGUAGGAGAGCCAGAGGUAACUGAGAAAGUUCCUUAUUGCCAGUGUUUUUUGACAGAAAGAGGACAAGGAAAGAAAGCCAUCUAUUUGUCUAGAAACUUGCACCCCUUAACCAGUGGGGGUGUGGCCAAAGUGGAUCCGCAAACCAGAGAGAUGUGGACCAGCAAUAAGAAUCAAUGAACUGAUACUGAACUAUCGGGAGUGUAGACUGUAAAGGAUAGAGAAGAUGUACAAAAAUAUAUAUAUACAGUACUGCUUUUUAAUGUUGUCCACUUGAGGUGCCUGGUAGCCUCAUCUGUGGCACAAAAGGGCCUAAUGUGUGUCCAAGUUACAGUAAUGUUUUGUUAUCUCAAACCUGUCGCCAAAUACUUGUCUUUUCAACACUCAAUAAUGUACAUUUUUUAUACUCUAUAUUUAUCAUGUUUAUAUAAAUCAAUUUUAUUGUUUUUCUGAGUCAAAGCGUCAAAGACAAUUUAAAAAAUAAAAAUUUGAUCGAAAA
Molecule: messenger RNA, 2164 nt
Organism: Salvelinus namaycush (lake trout)
Lineage: Eukaryota; Metazoa; Chordata; Actinopteri; Salmoniformes; Salmonidae
Gene: pofut4
Product: fucosyltransferase 11 (alpha (1,3) fucosyltransferase)
Exons: 7
Coding region: 124-1632 (502 amino acids)
Cellular component (GO): Golgi membrane
Molecular function (GO): alpha-(1->3)-fucosyltransferase activity
Source: RefSeq, a predicted model, not a curated record